GUCACAGUCUCAACACGACAAACACAGAAGCAGCAGUUUCUCUGUAAAGGCAUUCCGAGGAUUCCUCGCGCUCCAUCCUCUCUACCUGUCCGACAGGUGGAGCCGGCUGUCGCGACUGACGCGCUCCGAGGCUGAGGAGAGGAAGGCGGCUCUGACAGGGGGACAAUUCAUGGUCAUCUAUGGGUGAGUGUCUGCGGAGAGCUUGCCCAUGUCUGGAGUCGCUAUGGCAGAGGAUUUUCACCGACAAAAAGCCUCCUGGACCAGAAGGAGAAGGAAGUAACGAUGGUGGAGGUGGAGGAGGAGGAGGAGGAGGAGGACAGGUGAGGGACAGCAGCAGUGAAGGCGGCAGUGAGGAGAGCCCACCGAGCCCGGCACCGCAGGACAGGGUGCCCGAGAGCGGCGCCAUCUACACGGCGCUGUGGCCGUUUGAGGCCCGGCACACUGACGAGCUGUCCUUCCAGGAGGGGGACAUGUUCAGUGUUGUGGACCGCAACGGGGACUGGUGGAAAGCGCGAAGGAUCGACAAGAACGGGUGCAUCCUGGACACCGGGAUCGUGCCCAAAAACUACCUGGACCGGGCCGAGUCCCUGCAAAUGCAACCAUGGUUUUUUGGGACAAUGAACCGCUUUGAGGCCCAAGGCCACCUGAUGGCACCAGGAAAUGACAACGGAGCUUUCCUCAUACGACACAGCGAGAAAGACAAAGUUGGAUACGUUCUUUCAGUGAGGUCAGCCAGUCGGGUGAAGCAUUUUAAGGUCCUCAGUACAGUUGACAAUCAUUUUUACGUGGAGCCUAACCAACAGUUCGACUCUCUGAUCGAUUUGGUGGAGCACUACUGUGUCAACAGCCUGAGCAACAGCGGCACACUGGGAAUCCCCUGCAAGAGGAAAAAACCCGCCACACAAGAUCUGAAUCAUUUUACAGUGGAUGAGUGGGAGCUCCCGAAAGAGGAGUUCACCCUGGAGGAGGAGCUGGGCAGCGGCUACUUUGCUGACGUCUACCGCGGACGCUGGAAGAACCACAUUAACGUCGCCAUCAAGAUCAUCAAAAGUGACUCGGAGUUGAACCACCGUGAGUUUCAGAGGGAAGUUCAGAUCCUGAAGAGUCUCCGCCAUCGUCACCUCAUCUCUCUGUUUGCUGUCUGCACGGCCUCCGCGCCUUACUACAUCAUCACUGAGCUGAUGGAGAAAGGCAGCCUGCUCAGCUUCCUCAGAAGUCCAGAGGGGCAGCGUCAAGAUGUUGCGUCACUCAUUGACAUGGGCGCUCAGGUGGCUGAUGGGAUGUCAUACUUGGAGGAGAAGAACAGCAUCCACAGAGAUUUGGCGGCACGAAAUGUCCUGGUGGGGGAGGACUACAUCUGUAAGGUGGCCGACUUUGGACUGGCCAGAGUGAUAAAGGAGCCAUUCUACAUCACAGAAGAUAAGAAGAUUCCCUAUAAGUGGAGCGCUCCUGAGGCCAUCAGCCAUGGGAAGUUCUCCAACAAGUCAGACGUCUGGUCUUUCGGUGUCUUGCUCUAUGAGAUUAUCACAUAUGGAGGUGUUCCAUACCCAGCCUUUAGCACCCAGGAAGUGUACCAGCAGGUAACCAACGGCUACAGGAUGCCAGCUCCGACCAAAUGUCCCGACUUUCUCUACAAAAUCAUGCUGAAAUGCUGGAGCUUCGAGCCCGCCGACAGGCCAGACUUCAAGUACCUCCGGCUCAAACUGGACAGCGCCUCCUACGAGUUGGAUCCUGACUUGUCUGACAUGGCGCAGGGAUCGUGAUCAGUUUUUCACUGAGGACUCUUUUUUUAACAAACUGAUUUUACAGACUUUUGCACGGAAAAACUUUUGAGUGUUUGCAGUCGGCAAACCUGCAAAGCCUGAUGUAUUUUGUUCCGUCCACUAGGGCUGCAACUAUCAAUUGUUUUUAUUAUCAGUUACUCUGAUAAUUUUUUUUUGGAGCUGUAACCUUUUGAAACGAACUGGCAACAAUAUCUAUAAUCGAUAAGCCAUUUUAGCUGGGGGGUUUUUGGGGUAAACUCCAAUAAUUUCCUGGUUCCAGCCUGUACAAUGUGAGAAUUUGCAGGUUUAUUAAGUCUUGUGUGAAAAUAAAUUAAAAUAUCUUUGGUCCGUAUCCUUUUGGUUCACUGGUAAGACAAAAAGACAUUUAGAUAUUUCAUUUGAGCUCUAAACACACUGUCAAGGACAGACCAAACAAUUAAUCAGUUAAGUGCACAGUAUGUAAUUUCUCCCUCUGCCGGUCUCUCGAUCAAAACAUUAACAAAGACAGACUUUGAUGACACCCUGAAGUAGCAUGGGAUCAUGGGAGUUCUUUUCUCCAGUGUUAAAUAACCAUUCAGAAACGCUUCUAAAUCUAUUUAAACAACCACCAGUGCCAAUGAAAAUCUAUCUGAUGUUUUAUUUGUGUUAUGUUUAGUCACCUUUAGUCCUCCAUGUUAAUGAAACUGUUAACUUGCUAACUUAUCAUUAGUAUUAAAUGAGUCAACAACCUAUACACUGAAGGCUACAGCUACUAUAGCUAGCAAACCAGCUAGCAAACUGAAUAAUGGGGUGGCCCAGUACUGUUAUCUGUGCUCAGAACAGGUCACAAAAUAACAACAAACUAGCCAAUCCAGGAAGCUCCCGUGCUUUGUAAGAUAUUUAUUUUUUUAGUUUUAGUAAUUUAGUAAUCUUUAUUUCGAACAUGCAAACAAAUGAAUAAAUAAAUAGCAGAAGAAAACAAAACAAAAACAGUAUUUGUAACAAGAACAAGUGUAAAGCUACUGAAUUAGAAAAAUAAUGUAUAAAUAAAUAAGUAAUAAUAAUACAAAAGCAAACAAUUUACAAUACAAACAAAAAACAAAAAAAGUGUGGUCUUGCACGAAGUGGUCUUGCGUUUACAUGUCCGAAAAGGAGUGGGCUGAAGCAAAAACGUAUUUAAUCCCAUAUAUGUGUAUGUAUAUAUAUAUAUAUAUAUAUACAUAUAUUUA
Messenger RNA from Epinephelus moara (kelp grouper), 2971 nucleotides. RefSeq names its product PTK6 protein tyrosine kinase 6b (gene ptk6b). Gene Ontology annotation, biological process: cell surface receptor protein tyrosine kinase signaling pathway; protein phosphorylation; innate immune response. Gene Ontology annotation, molecular function: ATP binding; non-membrane spanning protein tyrosine kinase activity; signaling receptor binding. The transcript is spliced from 8 exons. Bases 180 to 1763 code for a protein of 527 amino acids. Gene Ontology annotation, cellular component: extrinsic component of cytoplasmic side of plasma membrane. The record is from RefSeq and is a predicted model, not a curated record. NCBI's taxonomy places the organism in Eukaryota, Metazoa, Chordata, Actinopteri, Perciformes, Serranidae.